Molecule: messenger RNA, 1295 nt
Organism: Nerophis lumbriciformis (worm pipefish)
Lineage: Eukaryota; Metazoa; Chordata; Actinopteri; Syngnathiformes; Syngnathidae
Source: RefSeq, a predicted model, not a curated record
UCCAGCGGGUGUCAGCGGGGAGUCAUGAAGAGGAGUGGCACACCAGUGUGGGACAGAAGGAGCUACAGGCCCCCUCCCACAUUAAAGAGGAGCAGCUUCAUGAUGAAGAUGAAGCUCAGUCCUUACAGCUUCAUCACAGUCAAAGUGAGGAGAACAGAGGGGCGGAGCUUGUAAGUCAACACAUCACAGAAGCUGAUGGAGAGCAUUGUGAAGAUAUCAAGUCAGAACCAGACAGCAUCUUUGCUCCACUGUCAGACAUGGACCACAUGAUGUCACACUCUUCUGAUCACAGUGACCACAUCCAAAAACCUUUGGAGAGUAAAAAUGACUCUAAAGGUGAUACGAGACAUCACACUAACAACAAACACUUUGACUGCUCUGAAUGUGGGAAAUCAUUUAGACUGAAGAGUGAUUGUACAAGACACAUGAGAACACAUACUGGAGAGAAACCUUUUAUUUGCUUCGUUUGUAAGAAGAAUUUCUCCAGAAAGGAACACAUGACCACACACAUGAGAACACACACUGGAGAGAAACAUUUUACUUGCUCUGUUUGCAAGAAGAGUUUCUCCAGAAAGGGCGUCAUGACCAGACACAUGAGGAGGACACACACUGGAGAGAAACCUUUUGCCUGCUCAGCUUGUGCUAAAAGAUUCAACACUAAGUAUGCAAUGACCACACACAUGAGAACACACACAGGUGAGAAACCUUUUACUUGCUCUGUUUGUAAGAAGAGUUUCUCCAGAAAGGGUAUCAUGAUCAGACACAUGAGAACACACACUGGAGAGAAACCUUUUGCUUGCUCAGCUUGUGCUAAAAGAUUCAACAGUAAGAAAUACAUGAUAUUACACAUGAGAACACACACAGGUGAGAAACCUUUUACUUGCUCUGUUUGUAAGAAGAGUUUCUCCAUCAAGCAAGUCAUGACCACACACAUGAAAACACACACUGGAGAGAAACCUUUUGCUUGCUCAGCUUGUGCUAAAAGAUUCUACACUAAGAAAGAAAUGAUAUUACACAUGAGAACACACACAGGUGAGAAACCUUUUUCUUGCUCUGUUUGUAAGAAGAGUUUCUCCAGAAAGGAACGCAUGACCACACACAUGAGAACACACACUGGAGAGAAACCUUUUACUUGCUCUGUUUGUAAGAAGAGUUUCUACAGCAAGCAAAUCAUGACCAGACACAUAAGAACACACAAUGGAAAGAGACAGGGGCUGUCUUCGAAACGUACCAAGAAGAAUGCUCAAAGCGGACAGUUUCAGGAUCUGCCCGACUUCCAGAGGAACUCUUUUUGA